CAGAUGUGAAACUCUCCUGUCAGUGCCAGAAACCGCCGUCAUUUCGGCGGAGAAAGUCGAAUAUAAAUUCCCCCAGUACAACGACGAAAGAGGUUUUAGCCAGUCUUGUGUUUUUUUAUUUUAGUGCUCAGCAGCAGCCGGCGCUGCCUCCUGUCAUGCCACCGGCUGCACAUAUUAUUUGCAAGCUUAAAAUGAUAAUAUUUCGAUAUGAUAAUGUACCAGCUGCUGCUGGGCACAAAAAACUUUCGUAUUUAUACUGGGGCAAUUUACAUUGUACUUUCUCCGCCGACAUGGCUGUCGUUUUUGACACUGACAGGAGAGUUUGAUAGCUGAAGCUGAUUUUUAUUUAAGCUAUGCUAGUGAUAUGUUAAAGUGGAAACUUCUGAAUAGAAUUUUAACAUUUCAAUCAGAGUUAUUAACGAACCGGCCCCUUGUGCAUAUGAGUAUAGUCAAUCAUGGAUGCUGAGGUGCUAGCUACUGAAGAGAUCGUGAAGAUAGAAAUGGAGGAUGUAGAGGCAGACACCAAGCUGUUUGAACUUUAUAAUGCCUCUUGGAACUUGAGUUUUAAACGUGAAACGGAUGAAAACACAAAAAAUGCAGUUUCGGUUAGAAUUCCAGUUCCAGAAAUUACAGAUCAAAUAAACUUUAAAAGUGAGCCUGAAGAAGAAGUGAAGGUUGAAAGCUGUCUUGACAACAGUGAAAAGUACUCUGUUUUGGAAAUAAUGGAGGAAUUUGUAAUCAAAAAUGAGUGUAAUGAUGAUGACAUGUUCUUUAAUACAACUACAGAAGCAGUUUCGAAUAGAAUUCCAGUUCCAGAAAUUACAGAUUUCCUUAAAAGUGAGCCUGAAGUAGUGAAGGUUGAAAGCUGUCUUGACAACAGUGAAAAGUACUCUGUUCUGGAAAUAAAGGAGGAAUUCAUCAUCAAAGAUGAGUAUAAUGAUGAUGACAUGUUCGUUGAUACAUCUAUAGAAACAGUUUCCAAUAGUGUGUUGAAACAGCAGCCUGUAGAGUGUAAAAAAUUGAGCAGAAAUUUAGUUUAUUGUCAUAUUUGUGAUUAUUCUGCUAGAUAUAAGUAUAUUCUGGUUAGGCAUAUGAAAGAACAUAGAAAUUUAAAUGAACAUGGUUCUAGCUAUAAACAUAACACGUGUAUACACUGUAAUGCAAAGUUCAGAUCCAAAAGGAGUCUAGAUGAUCACGUCAUUAAACAACAUUCUGAUCUUGUCGAGUCCGUUUCUAGUAAAACUCAUAAAUGUUCGCAUUGCGCGUAUAAAUCAACCAAUAACGGUAAUUAUAGGAGACAUAUGCUGAAACAUUCUAAGACAGCAAGAGCAAGUAACUACAAAUUCGGCAUAUUCAUAUGUACUCACUGUAAUGCGAAAUUCAAAAGGAAAUGUACACUGUAUGAUCAUAUAAUUAGGGAACACCCUGAUUUUAUUUCGUCCUUGUCUUGUAAAUUACAUCAUUGCACACGUUGCGCUUACACAACAACCAUCAAGUCUCGUUUAGCUAGACAUAUGUUAUUUAAACAUUCAGAGUCAGUAACUAUAAAUUAAUCAUAUGUAUUCACUGCAAUGCAAAAUUUAAAACUAAAAUGGUGCUAGAUAAUCAUAUAAUCAAGGAACAUCCUGACUGUAUUGCAUCCGUUUCUUCUAGAAUUUUUGAAUGUGAAUAUUGUGAAUAUAAAACGACUAUGAAGAAUCAUUUGGCAAGCCACACAUUGAAACAUCCGGAAUCAGUAUGUAAAUUCAGCAUAUGUAUUCACUGUAAUGCGAAAUUUAAAUUUAAACAUAGACUAAAUAAUCAUAUAAUCAAGGAACAUCCUGAGUUUAUUGCAUCCAUUUCUGCUAGAAUUCAUGAAUGCACACAUUGUGCAUAUAAAACAACCUUCAAGACAAGGUUUUCUGAACAUAUGUUAAAACAUCCAGAGACAGCAGAUAAUUAUAAAUUCAAAAUAUGUAUUCAUUGUAAUGCAAAACUCAAGAGCACAAGGAUAUUGAAUGAUCAUAUAGUCAGGAGACAUCCUGAGUUUAUUGCAACUGUUUCUGCUGAAAUACAUGAAUGUUCACAUUGCUCAUAUAAAACAACCAUCAAGGCACAGUUUUCUGAGCAUAUGUUAAAACAUCCAGAGACAGUAGAUAAUUUUAAAUUCCUCGUAUGCAUUCACUGUAAGGCAACAUUCAAAGAUAAAACAGGACUGGAUAAUCAUUUAAUUAAGAAACACCCUGACUUUAUUGCUUCCGUUUCUAGUAAAAUCCACGAAUGUAAACAUUGUGAAUAUAAAACAAUUUUCAAGACCAAUUUGACUAGACAUGUGAUGAAACAUCCAGAAACAGUAGAUAAUUCUAAAUUCCUCAUAUGCAAUCACUGUAAGGCAACGUUCAAAUGCAAAAGAGGACUGAAUAAUCAUUUAAUCAACAAACAUCCCGACUUUAUCGCAUCCGUUUCUUGUAAAAUACACGAAUGUACACAUUGUGCAUAUAAAACUAUCCAAAAAAGCGUGAUCGAUAAACAUAUGUCAAAGCACUCAAAAUUAGUCGAUAAUUAUAAAUUCAAAAUAUGUAUUCAUUGUAAUGCAAAACUCAAGAGCACAAGGACAUUGAAUGAUCAUAUAGUCAGGAGACAUCCUGAGUUUAUUGCAUCCGUUUCUGCUAAAAUACAUGAAUGUGCGUGUUGUGCAUACAAAACAGUCAUAAAAGCUAAUCUUGUUAAACAUAUGAAGAAGAAACAUGGUACGUAUAGAAAAAAAUCGGACAUGAAUGAUCAUAUAGUCGAGAAACAUCCUGAGUUUGUUGCAUCCCUUUCUGAUAGAAUUCAUGAAUGUACACAUUGCGCAUAUAAAACAACCGACGAGGCCCAGUUUUCUGAACACAUGUUAAAUCAUCUAGAGACAGUUGAUAAGUCUAAAUCCGGCAUAUGCAUUCACUGUAAGGCAAAAUUCCAAGGUAAAACAAGACUGGAUAAUCAUUUAAUCAAGAAACACCCCGACUUUAUCGCAUCCGUUUCUAGUAAAAUACAUGAAUGUAAACAUUGCGAAUAUAAAACAACCAUCAAGACCGAUUUGACUAGGCACAUGAUGAAACAUCCAGAGACAGUAGAUCCUUCUAAAUUCCUCAUUUGCGUUCACUGUAAGGCAACAUUCAAAUGCAAAAGAGGACUGAAUAAUCAUUUAAUCAACAAACACCCUGACUCUAUCGCAUCCGUUUCUAGUAAAAUACAUGAAUGUUUAAAUUGCGCAUACAAAACAAUUUUCAAGAGUAGUAUAGCAAAACAUGUGUUAGAACAUUCAGAGUCAGAAGGUGAUAGUAAAUUCGAUACAUGUAUUCACUGUAGCGCAGCAUUCAAAAGCAAACAUGGACUGAAUAAUCAUAUAAUCAAAAAACACCCCGAGUUCAUUUCAUCGGUUUCUAGUAAAAUAUAUGAAUGUACACAUUGUUCGUAUAAAACAACCUUCAAGAGUCUUUUAGCUAGGCAUAUGUUGCAGCAUCCAGAAUUAGUAGAUAACUAUAAAUUCAGCAUAUGCAUUCACUGUAAUGCUAAAUUCAGAAGCAAAGUAACACUGAACGAUCAUUUAAUCAAGAAACACCCUGACUUUAUUGCAUCCGUUUCUAGUAAAAUAUAUGAAUGUACAUAUUGUGCACAUAAAACAACCCAUAAAAGUAACCUUGAUAGACAUAUGUCAAAGCACUCAGAAUUAGUAGAUGAUGAUAAAUUCGGCGUAUGUAUUCACUGUAAUGCGAAACUCAAAAGCACAAGGACGUUGAAUGAUCAUAUAGUCAAGAAACAUCCUGAGUUUAUUGCAUCCGUUUCUGCUAAAAUACAUGAAUGUACAUGUUGCGCAUAUAAAACAGUCAUUAAAGCUGAACUUGCUAAACAUAUGAAGACGAAACAUCAUACGUAGGGUAAAGCGGGUGAAUCGCGCCCCCCUAAGGAAAAUGUCGAGUUGUUUAGUCAUUUUAGGAAGUUAUAACAGGAUUAACAAUUUUUUUUAAAAACAUAUUUAAAAAAACUGUCGCUGGCUGGUAUUACCCGUACCAUGAGUAUGGGUAUCACGAGUAUCCAUCACGCUUUGAGGUGAACAGCCGAUCACAAAAGCGACAUCUUUGUGUUAAUUUGUAACGUUGGCAAUAAUGAAUUUCGGGACCGCAUUCAGAGCUAUUGUUCACAUAUCAGGAUCAUAUUUUUGAGUGGGUGGGAAAAGUGACAAUAAAAUGUACAAGUUUAUUAGAAAAUUAUUAUAAUACAUCUGGGAUUUACUGAUUACCUGAUUGCGUAGUAUAUUCCAGAAGCUGUAAAUUUACCUGUAAAAAUGAUAUAGUCACGUAUUUCUGGUUUAUUGUCCGUCAUCAGUGUAACGUAAUUCAAUUACAGAUUAAGUAUGUGUAUAUAAUAAAUAUAGCCUGUUUAAAAUAUUACACUGAUGUAAAACGAAUUGGUGUCCUUUCACAGUACAAAGAACCACAACAAAAUACGGGUUUGUCUACCUGGAGUUCAUCGAUCCCUCAGACUUAAUUAUGUGUUCUGUGCCGAUAUGGGGAAUUUUGAAAUAUUACCAGAUAACUAGCUGUCAUUGUCGCGUAAUGAAUACUCGUGAAAUAUUGUGUAUGCACUAUCUGCAAUGCAAGGUAAAGUGAUGCGGGCGGGAAAUGGCGGUGUUAUUAUUUAUUUGAAUAUUGUUGAGCGCACGAAAAGCAUUAUUUUCGCGACGUACACAAUGACUGUAUAUUUUUUUUAUUUGAAUCAAUAGCUAUGAGCUAAAGUUAUGAAAAUGCUGAGAAUCUAAUAAGCUGUCUUGUUUGGACACUGUUGACUGAACGGUACCUGAAUAGUUAAUGUUGAUAGAAGCGCUGUCAUUAGGUGUUAUUUAAUAUCUCAUAUGAGCAAAUCAUCAUCACUUAGUAAGAGCGUACGACAGCUUGUCAGAUGAUAUAUCGGCCCGCCUAUCCAGGUUUCUGUGAUAUCCUCCUUACCGUUCCCCUCUUGCAUUUUUUUGCUGGGCAGAUAAUUGUAGUAUAGUCCUGAGGUUCUUCAAUCUCAAAAAAUGUGAUAUGGUUUUUUUUUAUUUAUUUUGG
Acanthoscelides obtectus is the source of this 5069-nucleotide messenger RNA. Lineage: Eukaryota; Metazoa; Arthropoda; Insecta; Coleoptera; Chrysomelidae. The record is from the annotation of a GenBank genome assembly.